UUGAGAACUUCCGGGCCGCAAAUCUUCACGUGUGUGUACGUUUUGACUAGACUGUGACUGUAAAUGUGAGAUUAGUUAACGUAAUCACCAUGACGUCAUCAGGGAACACCAUAGAUGAUGAGGACACGUUUAAGAUCCUCGUUGCCACAGAUAUUCACCUGGGUUAUCUGGAGAAGGACGCCGUCAGAGGCAACGACACGUUCCUGACGUUUGAUGAGAUCAUGAAGUGCGCGAAACAGAAUGACGUGGACCUGGUGUUGCUGGGUGGAGAUCUCUUCCAUGACAACAAGCCGUCGCGUAAAGCCCUGCACAGCUGCAUGGAGGUGAUGCGACGGUACUGCAUGGGCGAUAAACCCAUCCUGUUCGAGAUCAUCAGCGACCAGGCCGUCAACUUCGGCAACAGCAAGUUCCCGUGGGUAAAUUAUCAGGACGAGAACCUAAACGUUUCCAUCCCCAUAUUUAGCAUACACGGCAACCAUGACGACCCAACCGGGGCUGACGGUCUGUGUGCUCUGGAUGUGUUGAGUUGUGCUGGUCUCCUGAAUCACUUUGGACACGGACGCUCGGUGGAGAAGGUGGAGAUCAGUCCUGUACUCCUGCAGAAAGGGAGCACCAAGAUCGCCCUCUAUGGGCUGGGUUCAAUCCCGGACGAGCGGCUGUACCGGAUGUUCAUUAAUAACCAGGUGACGAUGCUCCGCCCCCGCGAGGACGAGAACGCCUGGUUCAAUCUGUUCGUCAUCCAUCAGAACAGGAGUAAACACGGUGCCACUAACUACAUCCCCGAGCAGUUUCUGGACGAUUUCCUGGACCUGGUGAUUUGGGGUCACGAGCACGAGUGUAAGAUCGCUCCGGUGCGAAACGAGCAGCAGCUGUUCUACAUCACGCAGCCGGGCAGCUCCGUCGUCACCUCGCUGUCCCCGGGGGAAGCUGUGAAAAAGCACAUCGGGUUACUCCGGGUGAAGGACAGGAAGAUGAACCUGCAGAAGAUCCCUCUACACACAGUGAGACAGUUCUAUAUCCAGGACGUGGUUCUGUCUGAUCACUCGGAUCUCUUCAGCCCUGAGAUUCCCAACGUCAUGCAGAAGGUGCAGGCGUUCUGUCAGCAGAAGGUUGAAGAGAUGUUGGAGGAGGCAGAAAGAGAGAGACUCGGAAACCCGCUGACUCCGGACAAACCUCUCAUGAGACUACGAGUGGACUACAGCGGAGGAUUCGAGUCGUUUAACACGAUGCGCUUCAGUCAGAAGUUUGUGGAUCGAGUCGCCAACCCUAAAGACAUCCUGCACUUCACACGGCACCGAGAGAGUAAAGACAACGUGAAAGAGGAGAAUAUAGACUUUGACUUGCUCCUGUCUCGGCCGUCCGCCGACGUCAUGCAGUUGCGAGUCGAGGAUCUCGUCAAGGAGUACUUUCAGACUGCAGAGAAGAACAUGCAGCUGUCCCUGCUGACGGAGCAGGGGAUGGGUAAAGCCGUGCAGGAGUUUGUGGAUAAAGAGGAACGAGACGCCAUCGAGGAGCUCAUCAACUACCAGCUGGAGAAAACGCAGCGCUUCCUGCGGGACCGGCACGUGGAGGCGACGGAGGAGAAGAUCGACGAGGAGAUUCGCCGCUUUAGAGACUCAAAAAAGAAUACAGCAGAGGAGGAUGAAGAAGUGCAAGAGGCGAUCACGCGGGCGAGAGCUCACAGAGACCGCCCCGAUGCUGCGAGAGACGACGAUUUCCAGCAGUUGGAGGAACCGGCUGCUGUCUGUAUGGACUCGGACGAGGACGACGCCCCCGUGCCACCGGUUCGAGGAAGAGGGCGGGGCUCCAGGGCGAGAGGAGGGAGGGGCCAAAGCAGUACAGGGAGAGGAAGAGCGCGAGGAGCUGGAUCUCAAGCAAGUAGAGGUGGGCGGGGCCAGAAACCUGCUUCAAGUCCUGCUAAAAACAAGUCGAUAAUGGAUGCGUUCCAGUCACAGAGAAGACCCAGAGCUUCCACGAGAUCCUACGAGGAGGUGACUAUAGAGGACAGCGACUCCGAAGAUGAUGUGUCUUUUCUCAGGACGUCUCGACCUACACAGAAAUCCUCCUCCUUAUCUUCGUCCAGUAGACGGGGCUCCCAGAGCCUCAGCCAAUCAACUAAAGGAGUCUGCUUUGAUGAAGACGAUGAUGAUGAUGAGUUUGACCCCUUUAACACGGCGGGUCGUCAGGGUAAAAGAUGAUGCGGUUCUCCCUCCUCCUGUGCUCUUCAUCAUCCCUCCAUCACUCUCUUAGUAUUUCUUCUCGUUUCACUUCACCUGACCGGGUUCGGUUUAGUGAGAGCGUCCUGCACUGACCAGCUGCUUCUGUUGGUCCAGAGUUCACUCUAAAGUGCACAUUAAGUGCACAGUUCAGUUUAAAUGCAGAUCUCUCAGCUUUGAGAUUUGUUUAAUCAGGGUUUAAUCAUUGUUUUCUCUCUCUCUUUCUCUCUCUGUGUUUAAUCUGCGUUCCUGGUUAUUCAUCCCCUCCGUGUCUCUCGCUGAUGUACUCUCCUCUUUCUCAGAACUGCUCUGAGUGCUCUGAGGGGGUGCAGAUGGAGCAGAGCGGAGGUCAGUAAGUUCCUCUUUCAGGACGUGUGAUGUGCUCAGUAAUGGUGUAAUCCAGCACUUGUUAAAUGGCUCCUGAUGAUGUCAGUGGUGGAGUUUCAGUCUGAGCUUUUGUUCUAAGUGUCCUGGAUUUCUCUCACUCGUUUUGUUCGUAUCUGAGCGAUGUUUGUGUUCUGAACCUGUUUCUCACUAAACUUUAUAUUUCCUAUUUCUCUCGUUAUGCCUCGUGUCUGUUUCCUGUAUUGGAAUUUUAUAUAAAUCCAUAAACAAUAAAAAAGUGUUUGCUCUUUCCUGA
Molecule: messenger RNA, 2856 nt
Organism: Clarias gariepinus (North African catfish)
Lineage: Eukaryota; Metazoa; Chordata; Actinopteri; Siluriformes; Clariidae
Gene: mre11a
Product: MRE11 homolog A, double strand break repair nuclease
Exons: 20
Coding region: 90-2198 (702 amino acids)
Biological process (GO): double-strand break repair via nonhomologous end joining; meiotic DNA double-strand break formation; telomere maintenance
Cellular component (GO): nucleus; Mre11 complex
Molecular function (GO): DNA endonuclease activity; manganese ion binding; 3'-5'-DNA exonuclease activity
Source: RefSeq, a predicted model, not a curated record